AUGGCCGACGAUAUCAGCGCCCAGAUCAAGGCCGAGCAGGAAAAGAGAGCCAAGGACAGCUCCUCACAGCGUGAUGACACGCGCGUUUCCCUCACCGGCGUCGGUUAUGAUCAGGACAUCUAUGGCAGUGGCAACAAGUUCGAGGGCUACUCAACCUCCUUACCCAUGGACGACGACGAUGACGAGGAGGACGAACUCUCACAGCGUGCCGCACAAAAGAAGCUGUCGUCCUACACAGCACCAAAGGAGGUCUAUGCUCAUUUAACCUCUGCUGAAGACGAAGACCACGAUCCUUUCGCAGGACGAUCAGAGUCUAAGAGAGUCAUCGAUAGACAGGAUGAUUACCAUAAGCGUGGGUACAACCGGGCACUCUCCCCUUCGAGACAGGAUGCCUUUGCCAAGGACCAGGGCGCAGCAGGAUCGGAGGCGCGGACAUAUGCAGAGGUGAUGAGGGAGGCUGAGCUGGAGCGUGAGCAGCAGCGAGUCUUGCAAAAGAUUGCCGAGAAAAAGAAGGAGGCACAAAAGGCUACAGGACAGGACGCACCGCCACCCCCAACACCUACUGGAAGAAAGAGACGCUGGGAUGUGGCUACGCCCGUUGUUGCUCCAGCAGCCACCUCCUCAUGGAACGAGCCCGACGAUCAUGUCGCCGCACCUACCAACCGCUGGGAGGAGACCCCCAAGGCCGAUGUCAAGAAGCGUAACCGCUGGGACGAGACACCAGUCGCAAGUAACACAUCAUCAUGGGACGCUACACCUAGAGCUUCUUCAGGUGUUGCGGAGACACCCACUGCCAAGCGCUCUCGAUGGGACGAGACACCCGUGGCGCCCUCGGGCAUGUUUGGCGCAAUCCCUAUGGCUGGACAACUCGGCAUGGUCACACCUAACCUGGCUGUGCCCAUGACCCCCGAAGCGAUGAAUGCCCAGCGUUGGGAGCAUGAGAUCGACAUGCGCAACAGACCUCUCACGGACGACGAUCUGGAUGCCAUGUUUCCCACCACUGGAUACAGGAUCUUGGAGCAGCCUGCCACUUACACGCCCAUUCGCACCCCUGGUCGCAAGUUGACUGCCACACCCACACCCUACACUGGAAACGGAUUCAUGAUGCAGGACGAGAACUUGAAGCAGAACUACGGUAUUGCUCCCACAGAAUUGGAGGUCCCCGGCGGCGGCAACCUCCCCUUUUUCAAGCAGGAUGAUAUGCAGCACUUUGGAAAGCUGCUCGACGAGAAGGACGAGUCGUCCAUGUCGGCGGAGGAUAUUAAGGAGCGCAAGAUCAUGAGACUGUUGCUCAAGAUCAAGAACGGAACACCAGCCAUGCGUAAGGCUGCCCUUCGUACCAUUACCGACAAGGCCCGCGACUAUGGCGCAGGACCACUCUUCAACCAGAUUUUGCCCCUGUUGAUGUCACCCACACUGGAGGAUCAGGAACGUCACUUGUUGGUCAAGGUCAUUGACAGGAUCUUGUACAAGCUGGACGAUCUCGUCCGUCCCUUUGUCCACAAGAUUCUUGUUGUCAUUGAGCCACUGUUGAUCGACGAGGAUUACUAUGCUCGUGUUGAGGGUCGUGAGAUUAUCAGCAACUUGAGUAAGGCUGCCGGCUUGGCCACUAUGAUUGCAACCAUGCGCCCCGAUAUCGACCACGCCGACGAGUACGUCCGAAACACCACUGCUCGUGCCUUCUCGGUCGUUGCGUCUGCUCUCGGUAUUCCAGCCCUGUUGCCUUUCUUGAAGGCUGUCUGCAACAGUAAGAAGUCGUGGCAGGCCCGUCACACCGGUAUUAAGAUUGUCCAGCAGAUUGCUAUUUUGCUCGGAUGCGCCAUCUUGCCUCAUCUCAAGAACCUCGUCGACGCCAUUGCCAAGGGCUUGGAGGACGAGCAACAAAAGGUCAGGACUAUCGCAUCGCUGGCUAUUGCGGCGUUGGCUGAGGCUGCCCACCCUUACGGUAUUGAAUCCUUCCACAGUGUGUUGAAGCCUCUUUGGUCUGGCAUCAAGAAGCACCGUGGAAAGGGUUUGGCAGCUUUCCUGAAGGCCAUCGGAUACAUCAUCCCUUUGAUGGAGGAGGAGUAUGCCAACUUUUACACAAAGGAGGUCAUGCCCAUCCUGAUCAGGGAGUUCCAGUCGCCUGACGAGGAGAUGAAGAAGAUUGUGCUCAAGGUCGUCAAGCAGUGUGCUGGUACCGACGGUGUAAGCCCUCAGUACAUAAAGGAGGAGAUCCUGCCCGAGUUUUUCAAGAACUUUUGGGUGCGCCGCAUGGCUUUGGACCGCAGGAACUACAAGCAGCUGGUCGAGACCACCGUCGAGCUGGCUCAGAAGGUUGGUGUCACCGAGAUUGUGUCGAGAAUUGUCGAGGACUUGAAGGAUGAGUCGGAGCCCUACCGCAAAAUGGUCAUGGAGACGAUCGAGAAAGUUGUUACUCAGUUGGGCGCCGCUGAUGUGGAUGGACGUCUGGAGGAGGUGCUCAUUGACGGAAUCCUGUACGCCUUCCAGGAACAGACUACCGAAGAUAUUGUCAUGUUGAACGGUUUCGGAACGGUCGUCAAUGCGCUCGGAUACCGCAGCAAGGCCUAUCUCCCCCAGAUCACGUCGACCAUUCUUUGGCGCCUCAACAACAAGUCUGCCAAGGUCCGUCAGCAAGCAGCCGAUCUGAUUUCGAGAAUUGCUGUCGUCAUGAAGACCUGCGGUGAAGAAAAGUUGAUGGGGCAUUUGGGUCUGGUCCUGUUCGAGUACUUGGGAGAGGAGUACCCCGAGGUUCUUGGAUCGAUUCUGGGAGCAUUGAAGGCGAUCGUGAACGUUAUUGGUAUGAGCAGCAUGACACCACCCAUCAAGGACUUGUUGCCUCGCUUGACGCCUAUUCUCAAGAACCGACAUGAGAAGGUGCAGGAGAACAACAUUGACUUGGUCGGUCGUAUUGCAGAUCGUGGAGCUGAGUUCGUGAGUGCGCGUGAGUGGAUGCGUGUCUGCUUCGAGUUGCUGGAUAUGCUCAAGGCUCACAAGAAGGGUAUUCGUCGUGCCGCUGUAAACACCUUUGGAUAUAUCGCCAAAGCGAUUGGACCUCAGGAUGUCCUGGCAACGUUGCUCAACAACUUGAAGGUUCAGGAGCGCCAGAACCGUGUCUGUACAACCGUCGCUAUUGCCAUUGUCGCCGAGACUUGCGCACCCUUUACCGUUCUCCCCGCCCUCAUGAACGAGUACCGUGUCCCCGAACUGAACGUCCAAAACGGUGUCCUCAAGUCAUUGGCCUGGGUGUUCGAGUAUAUCGGAGAGAUGGGCAAGGAUUAUAUCUAUGCUGUCACACCGCUACUGGAAGAUGCUCUUAUGGACCGAGAUCUUGUUCAUCGUCAGACCGCCUGUACAACCGUGAAACACAUGUCGUUGGGAGUUGUUGGAUUGGGAUGUGAGGAUGCACUGCUUCACUUGCUGAACUUCGUGUGGCCCAACAUUUUCGAAACGUCUCCUCAUGUGAUUAAUGCCGUGAUGGAUGCGAUUGACGCACUGGCGGUUGCACUGGGGCCAGCGACGAUUUUGCAGUACGUUGUCCAGGGUCUGUUCCACCCCGCAAGAAAGGUCCGUGAGAUCUACUGGAAGAUCUACAACAACAUGUACAUUGGCGCUCAGGACGGAGUCAUUCCCUUCUAUCCCUCGAUCGACAACGAUGGUGCCAACAGAUACGAGCGCACCGAGCUCUUCUACGUCGUCUAA
Linnemannia hyalina is the source of this 3702-nucleotide messenger RNA. Lineage: Eukaryota; Fungi; Mortierellomycota; Mortierellomycetes; Mortierellales; Mortierellaceae. The record is from the annotation of a GenBank genome assembly.